Molecule: messenger RNA, 991 nt
Organism: Otolemur garnettii (small-eared galago)
Lineage: Eukaryota; Metazoa; Chordata; Mammalia; Primates; Galagidae
Gene: DHRS7C
Product: dehydrogenase/reductase 7C
Exons: 6
Coding region: 8-943 (311 amino acids)
Biological process (GO): regulation of release of sequestered calcium ion into cytosol by sarcoplasmic reticulum
Cellular component (GO): sarcoplasmic reticulum membrane
Molecular function (GO): all-trans-retinol dehydrogenase (NAD+) activity
Source: RefSeq, a predicted model, not a curated record
GAGCAAGAUGAGCGUCAUGGCUAUGCUGAUGCUGCCUCUGCUCCUCCUGGGAAUCAGCGGCCUCCUCUUCAUUUAUCAAGAGGUGUCCCGGCUGUGGUCAAAGUCAGCCGUGCAGAACAAAGUGGUGGUGAUCACCGAUGCCAUCUCAGGACUGGGCAAGGAGUGUGCUCGGGUUUUCCACACCGGUGGGGCAAGGCUGGUGCUGUGUGGAAAGAACUGGGAGAGGCUAGAGGUCCUAUAUGACAACUUGAUCAGCACGGCUGACCCCAGCAAGACGUUCACCCCAAAGCUGGUUCUAUUGGACUUCUCAGACAUCAGUUGUGUCCCGGAUGUGGCAAAAGAAGUCCUGGAUUGCUAUGGCUGUGUGGACAUCCUCAUCAACAAUGCCAGCAUGAAGGUGAAGGGGCCUGCCCAUAAGAUUUCUCUGGAGCUGGACAAAAAGAUCAUGGACACCAAUUACUUUGGGCCCAUCACACUGACCAAAGCCCUGCUUCCCAACAUGGUCUCCCGGAGAACAGGCCAGAUCGUGCUGGUGAACAACAUCCAAGGGAAGUUUGGAAUCCCAUUCCAUACGGCUUACGCCGCCUCCAAGCAUGCCGCCCUGGGCUUCUUCGACUGCCUCCGAGCCGAAGUAGAAGAAUAUGACGUUGUUGUCAGCACUGUGAUGCCAACUUUCAUCCGGUCGUACCAUGCUUAUCCAGAGCAAGGAAACUGGGAAGCCUCCAUUUGGAAAUUCUUUUUCAGGAAGCUGACCUAUGGCGUGCACCCCGGGGAGGUGGCAGAGGAGGUGAUGCGCACCGUGAGGCGGAAGAGGCAGGAGGUCCUCAUGGCCAACGCUGUCCCCAAGGCCGCCGUGUUCAUCCGCACCUUCUUCCCGGAGUUCUUUUUCGCCGUGGUGGCCUGUGGGGUGAAAGAGAAGCUGAAUGUGCCAGUGGAGGGUUAACCGCGGGGGCCAAGUGGGUCACCCCAGGGGAAUAAAGGUUUUCCUGGC